AUGGCAUUCUUAAAAUUAUUUUUUAUCGUCACAAUCUGCCUUUCCAACUUAGGGUUUCUCAUAAAUGCCCACCCCGGAUUUAGUUUGGACUUGAUCAAUAGAGAAUCACCGGAUUCUCCAUUUUACAAUCCCGACGAGACUCCGGCGCAACGCUUAGCUAAAGCUAUGAAUCGGUCGUUGGAUCGUUUUCAUCAUUUAGAUUCGGUACAAUUUAGAGAUCAUCUAAACACAAAUGUCCAGUCUGAAAUCGCGUUUUAUCAGGGUGAGUAUCUCGUCAAGAUAGCGAUAGGCGUCCCGCCCACGACCAUUAUAGCUAUAGCCGACACGGGCAGUGACCUUAUUUGGACACAAUGCCUACCAUGUAACAAAUGUCUUCAGCAAGACGCGCCGCCGUAUGAUCCAAGCAAAUCCAUAACUUACAGAACCAUAAAUUGCAAUUCGACAAAAUGUAAAAAUAUUCCAGCAACUCAUUGCUCAUUUGAUGGAACUAGCACUUGUAAAUAUGCAAUUAAUUAUGGAGAUACUUCAUUUACUAAUGGAGACAUGGCUUGUGAUACUAUUACUUUAGGUUCAUCGGCUGGUUUGCAUAUUUUAUUACCUAAAGCAAUCAUUGGUUGCGGACAUGAUAACGGAGGAAAAACAUUCACUUCCAAGGUUUCAGGAAUUGUCGGACUUGGAGGUGGUUCCAUUUCUCUUGUGUCUCAGUUACAACCUUUGACUGGUGGGUCUAAAUUCUCUUACUGCUUGGUUCCGUACACCUCGGCUGAAACUUCUAACUCAAGUAAACUCAGUUUCGGAGCAAUGGCGACAGUUGCAGGUGACGGAGUUGUAGUCACUCCGUUAUUUCCGAGAGCUCAAAAAACAUUUUACUAUGUGAAACUAGAAGCAAUCAGCGUUGAUGCUAAACGAAUCGAGUUCUUCGGUUUAAAACCCACUGGUAAUCAACAAAAUGGAAACAUGAUUGUCGAUACCGGAACUACAAUGACGUUACUCCCCGGUCCGCUUUUCGCAGAACUCGAAACAGAAGUCGAAAAUGUUGUCCGAGGGAAAAGAUUUGAAGUAGCAAGCGGAUUUCCGAAAAUUUGCUACUACGCAGAUUCUAUCGUCAAAUUACCGCAAAUAACACUUCAUUUUACGGGUGCAGAUUUGGUGCUGAGCAGUUAUAAUUCAUUCAUUGAUGCUCAAGAAAAUGUUUUGUGCUUCACUUUUAACCCUUUGGAUAUUGGUGUUGAUUUUGCAAUUCUUGGGAAUAUGGCACAAACUAAUUUCUUGAUUGGGUAUGACCAACAAAAGCAAACUGUUUCUUUCAAGAAAACUGAUUGUGCCAUUCACUAA
Messenger RNA from Mercurialis annua (annual mercury), 1335 nucleotides. RefSeq names its product aspartic proteinase CDR1-like. Gene Ontology annotation, biological process: proteolysis. The transcript has a single exon. Gene Ontology annotation, cellular component: extracellular region. The coding region runs from base 1 to 1335 and encodes 444 amino acids. Gene Ontology annotation, molecular function: aspartic-type endopeptidase activity. The record is from RefSeq and is a predicted model, not a curated record. NCBI's taxonomy places the organism in Eukaryota, Viridiplantae, Streptophyta, Magnoliopsida, Malpighiales, Euphorbiaceae.